GGCGCUUCUGCGAACCGCCCCGCCCAGCCGCCCCACGCCACAUGCGAGUAGCGCAUGCGCAGGGAACGCUCGGCCGGCGCUGGCUCUGGCCGCAUUGUAUUGUGGGAGAUGUAGUCCUGGCGCCAUUCCCGCUGCGGGGACUCGGUGAGGCGUGAGGUCCUCGAACUACUAUUCCCAGGAUCCCCCGAGGUUUCCCAACUUACUUUGCAAAGGCAUGGCGGGGAGAGUGUGGAUGUCAGUACGGGAGGUAAUUAAAGUACUUUAAUUCCAGUAAAAAGAGCGCCGAAGAGAAGAAGAAGAGGAAACAGCUUCUUUUGGGAGCUAACGUUUUUGCCGAACACGCCGUGCAGAAUUACCGGUGUGAAUGCGUAGACCUGAGUACAGUCCGGCGGCGUGUGUAUUAGGUGGUGAAGCUGUGCUGUUCAUAAUUGUCACCUUUCCACAGCGGACCGGCUUUCCGUGAACAUGAUUUGUGCUUUGUUACGAGCUGUACAGUGUGCGGAGAAGCUGCGCAGAUCCUCCGGGAAGCGGCUCUUUCUGCCACACUUAGUGCUCAACAAAGCCGGCCUGAAGACUGCGCCCGGUUUGAGCUGGGGUCUCCGAGACCCGAAGAAGACGGUGCGCCGUGAAGGUGUCCCCGGCGUGACCCGGAGAACCAUCUGGACGCAGGGGCAGAGCCCCCCGAGGGCGGAAGAGGACGGCAGCAAGCAGGUGUCCGUGCACAGUAAGACCGGGGAGACCGUCCUCUCCGCGUCACAGAAAGUGAAAGAAGCCGGCAGGGACUUCAGCUACCUGGUGGUGGUGCUGCUUGGAAUCGGCAUCACAGGUGGCUUGUUUUACACGAUUUUCAGAGAACUGUUUUCUUCGUCCAGUCCUAGUAAGAUCUACGGGAAGGCCUUAGAAAAAUGCAGAUCGCACCCCGAGGUGAUCAGUGUCUUCGGCGAGCCCGUGAAGGGCUACGGGGAGAUGACGCGCCGUGGGCGAAGGCAGCACGUCAGCUUCAUCGAGUAUGCCAAGGACGGGCUGAAACACAUGCGCGUGAAGUUCUACAUCCAGGGCUCCGAGCCAGGGAAGCAAGGAACGGUGCAUCUUGAAGUGAAAGAGAACCCGGAAAGUGGCGAAUAUGAAUUUCGAUACAUAUUUGUUGAGCUCGAGCCCUUCCCUGGAAGAACUAUUGUCAUCGAAGACAAUCGGUCCUGAGGGACUGCGGGGCUCGGCGUCGCGGGUUCCUGGCGGAUGCGGAAGCGCUCACACCCACAGGCUGGUCUAGACCCUGCUCUCCUCCCGAGUCUAUAGAGUAAGACACGAAAGAGCAUGUAGCUCAUAAGAGUGAGUGUAACGGUAGUAGUUGCAUUUAGACACACUGAAGUGUAGACGGCAAAAUCAUGAAAUAGAACAUAUUUUAUGUUCUCUCCGAAUCAGUCGUGGACAGUAUUUCUGCUCUGAUGAACAUCAUCUUUCACGAUAAGAAAUUUUUGUUAUUAAACACUUUACACCAUGUAAAUAAGAAAAAAAUUCAGUAUUUUAUGCUUUUAUGUCAUAGGACUUUGUAAAAUCUAUGAAAUAAAGCCAAAACUAA
This is a messenger RNA of Hyaena hyaena (striped hyena), 1579 nucleotides long. RefSeq names its product translocase of inner mitochondrial membrane 21 (gene TIMM21). The record is from RefSeq and is a predicted model, not a curated record. Bases 466 to 1200 code for a protein of 244 amino acids. Lineage: Eukaryota; Metazoa; Chordata; Mammalia; Carnivora; Hyaenidae. Gene Ontology annotation, cellular component: TIM23 mitochondrial import inner membrane translocase complex. Gene Ontology annotation, biological process: protein import into mitochondrial matrix. The transcript is spliced from 6 exons.